Branchiostoma belcheri (Belcher's lancelet) is the source of this 3487-nucleotide messenger RNA. RefSeq names its product exocyst complex component 1-like. Bases 33 to 2576 code for a protein of 847 amino acids. The transcript has 23 exons. Gene Ontology annotation, molecular function: phosphatidylinositol-4,5-bisphosphate binding. NCBI's taxonomy places the organism in Eukaryota, Metazoa, Chordata, Leptocardii, Amphioxiformes, Branchiostomatidae. The record is from RefSeq and is a predicted model, not a curated record. Gene Ontology annotation, cellular component: exocyst; plasma membrane. Gene Ontology annotation, biological process: Golgi to plasma membrane transport; exocytosis.
AAGAAGAAAAAGAAGAAGACGUGAGUCCGACCAUGACUGCGAUUCGCCACACGCUGCAGAAGGACGUGUUCCUGCCUAACGACGAGCGGUUGCUAGGCGUGGUCCACGUAUCCAAGGCGGGGAAGAAGAAGAAAGCCAGCUUCUUGUGUGCAGCAGCCACCACAGAGAAGCCAGUGCAGGUGUCCAUUGUGAACGUGAAGAAGUCAGACAAGGGAGACACGUACAAGCGCAGACAGACAUGGCAGCUCAGGGAACUCAAACUGGUGGACGGGAAGGACGACACUAAGUUAUGCCAGCGUUACCUGAUAAAGAAGAGACCAGAUUUCGUCAAUGUGAACCCACAACUACUGGAAGAAGCCGUGCAGGUGGGGGAGCUGACACGGACGAUGCCUCAGGGUGCAGAGGAUGUGGUGGAUGAAGAGUACCAAGUCCUGACGGCCCAGGAGGAGUCAGACCUAGAGAAGCUGAUCUCCCAGUGUGACUUCGCCGUGUCCAAUGCUGAGGCCUUCACAGAACAGCUGUCUAAAGACCUGUCCAUGCUGGAUGGGGCAAACAUCCACUCCAUCAUGGCAUCAGAGGAGCAGGUAAAAACCCUGAUGAAACUGUUGGAGGUGAGCGAGACGGAAAUCAACAGGAUCGAGAAACGGCUGGAGAGAUACGAGGGACUUCUGGAGGGUGUUCGAGAACAGAUGGAACAGAUGAAGGGAAAAGACACCCUGAUCCAGAUGCAGAACACAAACUACAAGAAACUACUCAGUACCCUGGACACACUAGUGGGUCAGUUAGACUUGAGCCCAGGCCAUGUGAAGGCCCUUCAUGAGGGAGACCUGAGUAACCCCAGCCACAUUCUGGACUGUACGUCUGCAGCAGAGGCCUUACAACAGGCUAUGGGGGUACAACUGCACCCAGGCCUGUGUAAGAUGCAGGCUGUGAGGGAACAACAGAAGAUGUUUGAGAAGCUGAGGUCCAGUUUUGCCCGUCGGCUGGCCACUCAUCUCAACAGUGUGUUUGUGCAACAGGGACAUGAUAUGGGAGAGACCUUGAGUCACCACACUCUGGAGCCCACCUUACCGAAGCACUACUCUGCACACAGAGACCUCAUGCCUUAUGCUGACCUCAUGCUGUGGCUCAAGGGAGCAGACAUCACCAGUUUUCACCAACUAGCACAGGUGUAUACGUCGAAUCUGAAACGUCUGUACGACCGAGAAAUCAAGGAAUUCUUUGAAGCAGCCAAGUCCAUUCUGGGCUCCAAACCCAGCGCAGUGGACAGCAAGAAAUUUGGUAAGCUGAUGGGGUCCACGGAGAGCUUGGGGAAGAGUUCUGGGUCCAAACUUCGAUCGUCCUCUCUACUGGACAUUGCUGACCACAAGGGGUCCAAUCCUGAUAUUACUGACAGGGCCAAGUUUGAACGGGUGUUGAACAGCAUAAUGAGUGAGUUAGAACCUGUGUGCAUGGUGGAACAGGACUUCAUCAUAAAGUUCUUCCACCUCUCCACGGACUCUACAGCCACUGAUCUCGGCUCCGAUGAGGAAGAUCAGCCAGAAGAGGGAGUUGUAGAUGCUGACGGUGCCAUGUUCAGUAAAGGUCAUACUGAGAGACAAGCAGAGAAGCAAGUCAGCAGUGAAGUUAGGAGGAUGAUGUCUGACUUGUUUGGGAUGUUGGAACCAGAGCUGCACAACUUCAUCAACCAUGCUGACAAGAUGGACCCCUAUAACUCCAUGUACAUGCUGGUGAAGAUCAGUGCUGUAGUGAUGGGGAUGGAGGAGAAAGAUGCAGGGUCAUACCUGGCAACAACUCUGGCCACAUCAGUCGUCAUUGUCAAGAGAAACUUCGACAAACUAAUUCAAGCCAAGAUUCAGAGCAUCGAAGACAUCAAGGUGCCGAAGAACAAGCGAUGUGGCAUCCUGCCGUUUGUGGCCAGUUUUGAGGAAUUUGCAGAGCUAGCAGAGACGGUGUUCAAAGGCUCAGAGCGGAGAGCCGACCUGGACAAGGCUUACGGCAGGAUGGUGAGAACCAUCUUCGACAACGUGGAGCGGGUCGGACUGGAACAUCAGAAGACGCCUCAAGAUGUCGUCCUGUUUGAAAACUUCCAUCAUUUGAAUGCCGUUUUUGCAAGACUGAAGAUCACAUGUCUAGAGACAGAGAAGAAGGAAGCGCGACACAAGUACAAGCAGCACCUCAACGCUUACGUUAUAAACUGGCUCGGACACCCCAUGGAGAAACUUAAUCACUUUUUUGAGGGUAUCGAGGCCCGUGUAGCCCAGGGAGUGAAGGCAGAGGAAGUCGGGUACCAGUUGGCCUUCAGCAAACAGGAGCUCAGGAAAGUCAUCAAGGAGUACCCCAUGAAAGAGGUGAAGAAAGGCCUUGACAGUCUGUACAAGAAGGUGGAGAAACACCUGUGUGAGGAGGAGAACCUCAACCAGGUGGUGUGGCGGUCCAUGCAGGAGGAGUUCAUCAGUCAGUACAAGCACUUUGAGGACCUGAUCAGACGCUGCUACCCCGAGUCUGGUAUCACACUGGAGUUUACUAUCGACGAUAUCCUAAAGUUCUUCUCAGACAUUGCACAGUCACACUAGCUGUGGCAUAGCCUGGGAUUGUGUUCAGUUCAGUUCGAUAAUGUGUUCAGUUCGUUCAGUUCGAUAAUGUGUUCAGUUCGUUCAGUUCAAUAAUGUGUUCAGUUCAGUUCAGUUCAAUUCAUCCUCGAAUAUAAUGCGUAGCAUAGGACUAUCACGAGUCCUGUCGAUACAGUCUAGCAUCUUUUGCAUACACACAUGUACCUGUUGAGAGGCAUUGAUAAUGUGUAGCUUGCAUGCUUUGCGGAAUUUUCGGAGCGACACCAUUUAUUGUCUUCGUGAGCGCUGGUACGCGAUUUUUUGCAUGUGCUAAGUAAGGUUCUCAGCUCAUGCAACAGAAGUUAUGCCAUGGAGAGAGUUAUGUCUCUCCAACAAGCAUAGGCUAUAUCUAGCCCUCCACCUGAAAAGAAAGUGCGACUCUAGCCACUCGUAGAAACAAAUACUGCAGGAGGCUAAUUAAUAAAAUAAGAUCCACAUCAAGUACCAAGAAGAAAACAUUUGCUUAAUUUAUACUAAAGGAGCACAUUCAAGUAGCGUGAAUUCAUAAAGGAAUGCAAAAAUGUACAUAGCAACAAGUGUGACAGCAGUAACUAAUUUUAAUUAUCAGUAAAAAUAUAAUUUGUAUGGUACUUUGUAGGCCAAGAAGCUGCAAUAUUAAUUUAAUUACGAAUCGCUAUUAGCUGUCACAGAAUUGCAUUCCUUAGCGUUGGAGGGUCCAACCAGGAAAUAUGCGUAUUAAAUAAAUGGUACUUUACGUGUAGUGUAAUUUUUACGUCAGGGUCUCUUGAUAUAACAGUUACAUUGAACAACUCAUAAUACAUUAUCUAUCAAUUAUGUGUAGCAGAAUUGUAAUAUGGAUGAUUUUAUAUUAAGAUUUGAUUUUUGCCAUAAUACACAGUCAGAAAUUGAAAUAC